GUGCAACGGUGUAAACAUGUUCAACAUUGCGCUCGCAGUUGCAAUUUUCCAUUUCCUGAGUGCGGUGUCCUUCGGCGUGGCGUACAGCCACCUGCCACCUGCCGUGCAGCUGGGCGGUGCCAUAGUGGCGGCCGUGGAGCAGGACGCCGAGCAGGAAGCGGCCACCGAGGAGCACCAUCGGGUGCAACGUGAGUGGCUGCAAAUUGCCGAGCUGCAGCUGCAGAAGCUCCUCAACGACCAGCUGAGUGCCGAGGAGAUGGGCAACAUGCUGGAUACGUGGAUAGCCGAAGGUCGCGGCAAGCAUCAGCACAAGAAGCAGCAGAAGAAGCUGGCCAAAAUGCUGUAUCCCGUGCUGGCCGCCGCAGCUUUGGCCAAAAUCGUGCUGCUGCCCUUGGUCUUGAAGUGGCUGACGGCGCUGUCGACCUCGUCGUUCGUUAUGGGAAAAAUCGCGCUGGUCACCUCCGGUCUGCUGGCCCUGAAGUGGAUCAUAUCCGGCGGGGGGCAUGCAAGAGAUCGCCUGGAGAUCAUUCACUCAUCGAUCCCAGCCAUCAAGGGCUUGCACGGCCUGUCGGCCCACGCAGACCUUUCGCCCAGCGACAGCAGCUGGAUGCCCAUCCGGCCGCCCUACAUCCCCCUGGGUGUGACCAAGGAGCAUGGCCCAACUUUUUACAAGCCAUUUUUAUAGGUCACUUCGCUGCGCAAGAAUCGGAGGAGAGUGAGAG
This is a messenger RNA of Drosophila obscura, 722 nucleotides long. RefSeq lists its product as uncharacterized. The transcript is spliced from 2 exons. The coding region runs from base 17 to 685 and encodes 222 amino acids. Lineage: Eukaryota; Metazoa; Arthropoda; Insecta; Diptera; Drosophilidae. The record is from RefSeq and is a predicted model, not a curated record.